Molecule: messenger RNA, 216 nt
Organism: Gongylonema pulchrum
Lineage: Eukaryota; Metazoa; Nematoda; Chromadorea; Rhabditida; Gongylonematidae
Source: the annotation of a GenBank genome assembly
AUGCAGGCAAAAGUUUACUGUCUGAACAGGGAGUAUAGAGAGUUCUUUCUGGCGUUCUCGAGAGAGCAGGGUGUGAAGCUGGACAGUAGGAUGGAAAGAGAUGCAGAUAUAAUGCGUAAGAAACAAGAAGCAGCGGCGGCAAAGAAAGCAGCCCAGGAGGCUGCAGCCGCAGCCGAGAAGAACAAGAAAGUUCAAGUGUUCGAUCCACUAAAGUGA